AUGACGGUCCUCGUUGAGCUCGCUCGUCGCGCCGUGUCGCACCCGCGCACGGCGACGUUUGUCAAGCGCGCCAUCAAUGGGAACGGUGGAAGGACACCAGACUGGGCAGACGAAGUACCCAUCUGGGGUGCCGUCCUCGUCUAUGCGACCAUCUUCGUUUCUGUGGUAGCCAUCAGCCUCUUCUCCUACAUGCUCAACGAAGUCGUCGUAACUCUCUGCAUGGUCGAAUCUCCCGUAGCUGCUAUAACCGUCUCCGAGACGCCCUCCACCACACUGUCCCCCUCGGACAAAGAAGGUGCCGACGAAAAGGAAACGCUCCUCGAAAGCGGUCCCACCAUCACCCUCGUAAACCAAAAGCCCAUCACGUCGUCUAUCAGGGCUACCCUCCGCCACCUCGUCGCAAAUGCCGGUCGCUUCGCGCGCUUCCGCGGCUUCAAGAUCCACGCGCUGUACUCGGUCCUCGCUGGCACCACCGCCACCUUCUUCAGCGGCGCUCUGCCCAACAUGCCUGGUCAAGCCGUCCUCGGCGCUGCCAUUACCGGUGCCCUCCUCGCUAACGUACAUGCUGCGUGGACACACAAGGUUGUUAGUAUGCCGACCUCAGCCACCUUCUUGCAGCGCAUCCCCUCCAAAUCCCACUGGAAGACUCUCGCCGUUCCCGCCGCGCUCAAAGCCGUUAUGCCGUACGUUAGCGUAUACCUCACUGUGGGCGUAGCCAUGCUCCUCCGUCUCCACAAGGUGGAUCAAGAGAGCCAUGUUACUUGUGCCCAGAAGGUCGGUCUCAUCGCCCGCUUCCUCGCCGUCGUCGUCUUCGCAGUUACAUGCACGCUCUUCCUCUGUCUCCCUGCUAUGGUUACGCUAGUCCGCGUUGAAGCUUCUAUCCUCCCCGAGGACCAAGACACCAUUGUGCCUUUUGACCGUACUUUUGGCGGCAAGGUCGUGAGCAAGAUGAUGGGUGGAACUGGUGUUGUUAGCUUCUUGGAUGCCUGGAGGUCUUUCAACUGGGAGGCACGCCGUCGCCUCAUCAAGUUGUUUGUUAAGAACUUCUUUAUCAUGGUUGGCAUGUUCGUCGUUGUCAUGCAUAUUAUUGCUUUGGAGGUCUUUGCUACCAUGGGCCCUGCUGUUCGUAAGGCUGUUGCGGAUCACAACGCUUCUUGA
Molecule: messenger RNA, 1158 nt
Organism: Alternaria atra
Lineage: Eukaryota; Fungi; Ascomycota; Dothideomycetes; Pleosporales; Pleosporaceae
Exons: 2
Coding region: 1-1158 (385 amino acids)
Source: RefSeq, a predicted model, not a curated record